This is a messenger RNA of Trematosphaeria pertusa, 3339 nucleotides long. RefSeq lists its product as uncharacterized. The transcript has 3 exons. The record is from RefSeq and is a predicted model, not a curated record. Gene Ontology annotation, biological process: peptide catabolic process. Gene Ontology annotation, molecular function: metal ion binding; metalloendopeptidase activity. The coding region runs from base 1 to 3339 and encodes 1112 amino acids. Gene Ontology annotation, cellular component: mitochondrion; cytosol. Lineage: Eukaryota; Fungi; Ascomycota; Dothideomycetes; Pleosporales; Trematosphaeriaceae.
AUGAGCGAGUCGCUCAGUCGGGAUGUCGCGAGUCGACCGCGGAUCGAGGACCUGGAGCGCCCGGCGCUCGAUGAUCGCUCGUACAGGAUCAUCACGCUGCAGAACCAGCUGGAGGUGCUGCUUAUACAUGACGCGAAGACCGACAAAGCGAGCGCGGCGCUGGAUGUGAAUGUGGGCAGCUUCAGCGAUGAACAGGAUAUGCCGGGGAUUGCACACGCGGUAGAGCAUCUGCUGUUUAUGGGAACCGAGAAGUAUCCAGAAGAAAACAACUACAACAAGUACCUGACUUCGCAUUCCGGGCACUCGAACGCAUAUACGGCGUCCACGUCGACAAACUACUACUUCGAGCUCGCCGCAUCUUCGUCGACGCCGGCGAGUAGCAAGGCUCCGACUCCCAAUGCUACACAGGAGCAUCUGCCGAUAUCGAAGGAGCAGUCGCCUCUUUGGGGAGCGCUUGAUCGCUUUGGCCAGUUCUUCAUAUGUCCUCUUUUCCUCGAGGAUACGGUGGACCGGGAGAUCAAGGCUGUGGAUUCGGAAAACAAGAAGAACCUUCAGAUGGACACCUGGAGGCUGCAUCAGCUCAACAAAUCCUUGUCGAACCCGGAGCAUCCCUACAACCACUUUUCCACCGGCAGCUGGACAACGCUGCACGAUGAUCCUCUCGCACGCGGCGUUGAAAUCAGAAAGGCGUUCAUGAAAUUCCACGCCGAGCAUUACUCCGCCAACAGGAUGAAGCUCGUCGUUUUGGGCCGCGAGGACUUGGAUACCCUGGAGGAGUGGGUCGAAGAGAUCUUCUCCAAAGUCCCCAACAAAGACUUGCCCCGGAAGCGAUGGGAUCAUGUUUCGGUUUACACACCCAAGGAACUGCUGAUCCAGACUUUCGCUCGACCGGUCUAUGACUCGCGGUCCUUGGAGCUCUCAUUCUUAUACCGCGAUGAGGAAGAAUUCUACGAGUCGCACCCGGCACGCUAUAUUAGCCACCUUAUCGGACACGAAGGCCCAGGUAGUAUUCUUGCUUAUAUCAAAGCAAAAGGAUGGGCAAACGGACUAGGAGCGGGCGGAUCAUCACUAUGCCCCGGUACCGGUCUAUUCAAUAUCAACGUGAAGCUCACCGAAGACGGACUUCAGCACUACAAGGAGAUCCUCAAAAUUAUCUUCCAGUAUAUCGCUAUGGUAUGCGAGAAGGAGCCUCAGGAAUGGGUGGUGGAAGAGCAGAUCAAGAUGAGCGAGGUUGAAUUCCGCUUUAAGCAAAACAGCGCGCCGAGCAGGACGACGAGCGCUCUGGCAUCCGUCAUGCAGAGGCCGUACGAUCGGAAGCAGAUUUUGAGCGGGCCUGCGGUUAUCAAGAAGUUUGACCCGAAGCUCAUUUCUGAGGCUAUGACUUAUCUGCGGCCCGACAACUUCCGGUUCACUGUUAUCAGUCAGGAUUUCCCGGGCGGAUGGGAUCGGAAAGAGAAGUGGUAUGGGACGGAGUACAAGACGGAGAAGAUCCCUGAGGAUUUCCUCGCUGAACUCAAAGCGGCUUUUGAGAGCAAGGUGCGGCCGGCGGAACUACACUUCCCGCACAAGAACGAGUUUAUUCCGAACCGACUUGAGGUUGAGAAGAAAUUGGUUCAGGAGCCGCUGAAGACACCGAAGCUGAUUAGGAACGACGAGGCUGUCCGGAUCUGGUGGAAAAAGGAUGACCAGUUUUGGGUACCCAAGGCUAAUGUGAAUAUCCACUUCCGGACGCCGAUGGCCCACAUCACGCCAAGGGCGGCGGUGCUAACUACCAUAUACCGCGAUCUUGUCAACGACGCUUUGGUGGAAUACUCCUAUGAUGCCGAUAUCUCUGGCCUUGUCUACGACUUCAACAACCAUAGCACUGGUCUGUCGAUCACUGUGUCGGGCUAUAACGACAAGCUUCACGUUCUGCUAGAGAAGGUGCUCGUCUCGAUACGAGACCUCGAGGUACGUGAAGACCGCUUCAAGAUCGUUCUCGACCGGAUGAGCCGCGGCUUCCGCAACUGGAAUUAUGGACAGCCUUUCCAUCAGGUCGGCACGUAUUCGCGCUGGUUCAGGACCGAGCAUGCCUUCAUGAAUGACGAGCUGGCCAAGGAGCUCGAGGGCGUGACGCCGCAGGAUGUGCAGCAGUUCUUCCCACAGGUCCUGGCUCAGUGCCACAUUGAGGUCCUGGCGCACGGCAACCUCUACAAGGAGGAGGCGUUGAAGAUUACCGACCUUGUGGAGAAGACCAUUAGGCCGAAGAAGCUUCCUCCCAGCCAAUGGCCUAUCCGCCGCAGCCUCAUCCUCCCCACCGGCAGCAACUUCAUCUACGAGCGCCAACUCGUCGACCCCGCAAACGUAAACCACUGUAUCGAAUACAGUCUCUACCUCGGGAACCGCAUGGACCGUACCCUGCGCGCGAAGCAACUCCUCCUCGCCCAGAUGACCGACGAGCCCGUCUUCAACCAGCUGCGCACCAUCGAGCAGCUCGGCUACGUUGUCUUCUCGGGCCCGGUAGCAGGGAAUACAUGGGCAGGUUACCGCAUCUUGAUACAGUCUGAGAAGGACUGCAGGUACCUUGAGGGGAGGAUCGAGCAUUUCCUUACCAGCUUUGAGAAGAUGCUGGAUGACAUGAGCGAGGAGGACUUUGAGAAGCACAAGGGUGCUGUGAUGAGUAAGCGGUUGGAGAAGCUGAAGAACCUCAACCAGGAAGGGAACAGGUUCUGGAAUCAUAUGUUUAGCGACGCAUAUGACUUUUUGCAAUCCGAAAUCGACGCCCAACACGUCGAGCCCCUCACAAAAUCUGGCAUGAAAGCCUUCUACACGCACUUCAUCUCCCCCGCCUCUCCCCAUCGCUCCAAGCUCUCCGUGCACCUCAUCGCCCAAUCCCACGCCAAGCAACCCACCCUCCCCGAAGCCAAGACCCAGGCCCUCACCGUCCUCCGCACGAUCUUCACAGAAGAGAAAAUCCCCGACUCCACCCCGGAACUCUCCAAUCUCCUGCAAUCCCGCAUCGACGCCUGCACCUCCGCCACCGACAUCCCCGAAGCUAUCUCCGCGCAUCUGACCACGGAUCUGAAGCUAGACAGCAAGGAGCAGGUGGAUAAGAUUAUGGAUGAGGCGAAGGCGGCGCUGGGACUAGCGGAUAGCGGAUUGGCGGGCGAGGUCAAGACGCUGGUGGAUGUGGAUAAGGCGCUGGAGGAGAAGGCGCUGGUGGGGAUUGAGGGCGGGCAUGCGAGGGAGCCAGUGCUGAUCACGGAUGUGCAUGCUUGGAAGGCGGGGCUGCAGAUGAGUACGGGGGUCAGGCCGGUGAGGAAUCUGGAGGAGUUCAUGGAGGAUGCUGCGAAGUUGUGA